ACCUGGGUCGGCCCAAUGGGCAGGCGACACGUGUCCCCAUCAGCCCAACCCCUCCUGGUGCGCUCCCCAGACCGCUCUGCGAGUCCCACGGCAUAUUCGCCAGUUGUUCCAUCUCCGUGCCCCUUACACGCGGGCCCCGGGGAGGACCGCCCGCCCGGCGGCCCCACCCGCAGCGAGACGCGGCGUCCCGUGUGCUCGUCAGAAACAAGCGGCGGCCCCGUUUGCAUCCGCAUCGUGGCUAUAAGAAAGCAGGGGCCGUCCACCCGUACAGCGAACCCCCGACCCCUCUCGCCCUCCUCUCGAUUCGAUCUCGGCUUCCUCUCCAAGCCACGCGAGACCAGAGCUCCGGCCAUGGCCGCCACGAUCCAGUCCGUGAAGGCCCGCCAGAUCUUCGACAGCCGCGGCAACCCCACCGUCGAGGUUGAUGUGUGCUGCUCAGAUGGAACCUUCGCCAGGGCCGCUGUUCCCAGCGGUGCAUCAACUGGUGUCUAUGAAGCUUUGGAGCUGAGGGACGGUGGAUCUGACUACUUGGGCAAGGGUGUUUCCAAGGCUGUUAACAAUGUGAACUCCAUUAUUGCACCUGCUUUGGUCGGCAAGGACCCUACCGCUCAAACUGAGCUCGACAACUUUAUGGUUCAGCAGCUUGAUGGAACCAAGAAUGAGUGGGGUUGGUGCAAACAAAAGCUUGGUGCUAAUGCAAUCCUGGCUGUGUCACUAGCUGUUUGCAAAGCUGGAGCCAGCGUCAAGAAGAUUCCACUGUACCAGCACAUUGCCAACCUUGCUGGCAACAAGCAAUUGGUUUUGCCUGUUCCUGCAUUCAAUGUCAUCAAUGGUGGAUCCCAUGCUGGAAACAAGCUUGCCAUGCAGGAGUUCAUGAUCCUUCCUACUGGAGCUGCCUCAUUCAAGGAGGCAAUGAAGAUGGGUGUUGAGGUGUACCACAACUUGAAGUCUGUUAUCAAGAAGAAGUAUGGCCAGGAUGCCACCAAUGUUGGAGAUGAAGGUGGUUUUGCUCCUAACAUUCAGGAGAACAAGGAGGGCCUUGAGCUCUUGAAGACCGCAAUUGAGAAGGCUGGAUACACCGGCAAGGUUGUCAUUGGAAUGGAUGUUGCUGCUUCAGAGUUCUACAAUGACAAGGACAAAACCUAUGACCUCAACUUCAAGGAAGAGAACAACGAUGGUUCCCAGAAGAUAUCUGGAGAUAGCCUGAAGAACGUAUACAAGUCAUUCGUGAGCGAGUACCCCAUUGUGUCGAUUGAGGACCCAUUUGACCAGGAUGACUGGGUGCACUAUGCUAAGAUGACUGAGGAAUGUGGAGUGGAAGUUCAGAUUGUUGGUGAUGACCUUCUAGUCACCAACCCAACUAGAGUUGCAAAGGCAAUCCAGGAGAAGUCAUGCAAUGCUCUUCUGCUGAAGGUUAACCAAAUUGGAUCCGUCACUGAGAGUAUCGAGGCUGUGAAGAUGUCAAAACACGCUGGCUGGGGUGUCAUGACCAGCCACAGGAGUGGUGAGACCGAGGACACAUUCAUUGCUGAUUUGGCUGUUGGUUUGUCCACGGGUCAGAUUAAGACCGGGGCUCCCUGUCGCUCGGAGCGUCUUGCCAAGUACAACCAGCUUCUGAGGAUCGAGGAGGAGCUGGGCGAUGCCGCUGUGUACGCCGGCCUCAAGUUCCGUGCACCGGUGGAGCCCUACUAAACGGGGAUCUGCAUGAGUUUUUGUGAAGAAAAUGGGUGUGUUUUAACCUCCGGAAUGAACUCUGGUUGAAGCUCUUAGGAUUGAGCAAUAAUGAAUGCCGCGCAUGUUUUAUGUGAACGGAACGGAUAUGUACCCUCAAACUUGCUCCAAUUUUGGUCCUUGUGGAAAUGUACCUGAUUCGGCCUGAACCUUUUGGAAGUGUAAUACUAGUUUUUGGCGCAUCAUCUUCGCCUUUCUUGCGUUUA
This is a messenger RNA of Triticum urartu, 1937 nucleotides long. Its product is annotated as enolase. NCBI's taxonomy places the organism in Eukaryota, Viridiplantae, Streptophyta, Magnoliopsida, Poales, Poaceae. The record is from RefSeq and is a predicted model, not a curated record. Gene Ontology annotation, molecular function: phosphopyruvate hydratase activity; magnesium ion binding. Gene Ontology annotation, cellular component: phosphopyruvate hydratase complex. Gene Ontology annotation, biological process: glycolytic process.